AGCGGCAUUUACGAUCUCUUCCUUCUUUCAAGGUCAUUGUCCUCACAGGAUUUUCACCAUUCUUUCGGGUAUUUUGAUUGCUUAAGGGUACAAACACGUUUUUGGUCAGUACUUACCGAACAUAUUCUGUUUUCUCGCGGUGCGACCAAAUUCAAUGCAGUAUCUGGUAACGAUUUGAUUGUGAAAAGCAACUCAGUGAAUGUGAAGCAAUUUUCUAUAUAUGCAGCAGUAACUACCCAAUCGGUUGGUUGUAAAUGAUUCGUGCUAUUCUGGUCAUUAAUAAUCAUGGAAAGCCAAGAUUAAUCAAAUUUUAUGAGCAUUAUAGUGAAGAUGAACAACAGAAAAUUGUUAAAGAAGUUUUCAAUCUUGUCUCUAGACGUGAUGAUGAUGUUUGCAAUUUUUUAGAAGGUGGCACAUUAGUCGGUGGUCAAGACUAUCGUUUAAUAUAUCGUCAUUAUGCUACAUUAUAUUUUGUAUUCUGUGUUGAUUCCUCUGAAAGUGAACUUGGCAUAUUGGAUUUAAUUCAAGUAUUUGUUGAAGCUUUGGAUAAAUGUUUUGAAAAUGUUUGUGAAUUAGAUUUAAUAUUUCAUGUUGAUAAGGUACACUAUAUACUGAAUGAACUUGUACUUGGUGGAAUGGUUUUAGAAACGCAUAUCAAUGAAAUUACUCACAGAUAUGAAGAACAACAAAAAUUAGAAAAACAAGAGUCCGGCUUAUCUGGUGCACCGGCUCGUGCUGUUUCAGCAAUGCGUGAUUUAAAUCUUCAUCAAAAGUUUAAAGAGAUUCGUUUCCCUGAUUUACAAUCCCUACAAAGUAGACUGUCACGAUAAUUUUAUUGUGUGUGUGUAUGGGUACGUGCGUGUUCAUUUCUAUCUAUCUCUUCUAUUUGUCUUUCUAAAUAAAAUCACGCUUAACAGUUUUUAUUUGAAGUACAGAUUGUUAUGUAAUAUGUAAUAUUCUCAUGUUUUCUCUUCUGAAAAUCCUAUUUCAUCUGUUUCUGUUUUAUUAUUUGCAUCCUUUUUUGUUGACAGUAUAAUAAUAAUACAAAAUGUUGUUUUUGUGAAAUCAUAGAUGGCGGUUGGUUGUAACUGUCAGCUGUACUGCUUGCGCGUGUGUG
Trichobilharzia szidati is the source of this 1117-nucleotide messenger RNA. The record is from the annotation of a GenBank genome assembly. NCBI's taxonomy places the organism in Eukaryota, Metazoa, Platyhelminthes, Trematoda, Strigeidida, Schistosomatidae.